Messenger RNA from Penaeus indicus, 3762 nucleotides. RefSeq lists its product as uncharacterized. Gene Ontology annotation, molecular function: DNA-binding transcription factor activity, RNA polymerase II-specific; RNA polymerase II cis-regulatory region sequence-specific DNA binding. Gene Ontology annotation, biological process: regulation of transcription by RNA polymerase II; apoptotic process. Lineage: Eukaryota; Metazoa; Arthropoda; Malacostraca; Decapoda; Penaeidae. The transcript is spliced from 6 exons. Gene Ontology annotation, cellular component: nucleus. The record is from RefSeq and is a predicted model, not a curated record. The coding region runs from base 31 to 1314 and encodes 427 amino acids.
GGAGAGAAGUUUCGAGAAACACAGGUCAAGAUGACGCAAGUCCAAAAAAACUUCGAUGAACAUUCUCCAUUCGCUUCCCUUCCUAGUCUUUCUUUAGACGACGUUGAGAGCAUUUUCGACAGUAUUACUGAGGAAGGAGGUGGAGCCUUAUAUGGAUAUGGGCAUCGAGAGGAUGGCGCUGGAGAUGGGUACGGAGAAGUGCGUACAGGAGGACAUGGAAGAGUAUCUGGAAGUGGAUAUGAAAGUGAAUUAUACGGACGUGUGUCUGGAGGAGGAGGAGGAGAAACGAGCGGCAGCAGAGGAGAGGCCGGUGAGUUUGUGAGAGUCAGCGGGGAAUCCACGGGAGUCAACGAAGGCCAAUUACCAGAGGCCAGAACCCGGGUGAUACAAACUCCCACACAUUCCUUCGGUCAUCCCACCCAAUACCAAGAGGAGUGGCAGGUAUUAGCCAAUCCCACUGAAGAGAAUGAAGGGGAAGAAGAGGAAGAGGAGGGAAUAGCGAGGAGGAGUGGGAGUGCGCGGCGAAAGGAGCGUCUGGUGCAUCAGCUUCCCAUAAGGAAUUCACUCGGAGGAGAUUUUGGCUUCAAAGUGUCCUUCGCAAAUGAAGGGAAAGUCAAGAGUUGGCAACACCGCGACGGCGCCCAGCAUCUCUUCACCACUGCAGGACACUGGAUCACGGUCGAGAUUGAACACUCUGCCCCUUCCAGCGCCUCCGUCAGGUUCCUGGUGGUGUUUACGGAUCACUCCCACUCGACCACGCCCAUCCACCUCUGCCUGAAACACAAGGGGCAGCAGCUUGAGCACGACCACAUACUGAUGGUGCGGGGAUCCUCCAUACCCAUCCUGGCGACGGAGCCCCACCUCUCCUGCCGGGUGACCCCGUGGGAGCUUGACCGGGAGGCUUACCGGGCACAGCUUUCCUUCCUCUGCUUCAACUCCUGCUUCGAAAAGAAGAAAAUGACCCUCAUCACCCAGCUGGAGUUUGACGGGCGUGUGGUGGGGCGGCGGUCCUUCUCCCUCUCGGUCACCGCCAACCCCGGCCGCGCGUUCAGGGAUGGGAAGAAGAAGGAGCUCCAGAGCCUCGGCGCUGAGCAGGACGCCGCGAAGGCCGCCUUUCGGAGCUACCUGCAUAGGACGCGAGAUUUGGCCUUGCUGCCCAUGGUCAGCGAGCGUUUCCAGAGCCUCCAUCCUGAGGAGUACGCAGCCGUGGUGGAGGAUUUUCUCUCUCUGAUGAAUCGGGGGGCACUGAAAAGGGGGAAUUUAAAGGUUAAAAAUGGGAAAACUGAUAGGAAUAGAAAAGAUCAAUCAGAAUAGGGGGAAAAGAAAAGGCAGAGGAUAAUUUUUUAUAUAAGAUUUUUCCAAACUACGAUAAUUCGACUUUUCUUCCAGGAGAUAUAUUAGUUUCAUGGACCUAUAAGGAUUCGAGCGGACUCCACACAAUAAAUAUGGCCAAGACAAGACGCAGAUGCAAAACAUAGAGGUGAACCAUGACAUCAAAGUGUUGAAAAUAUCUUGCGACAAAGCAAAAAAAAGAAGUCACGAGUGCGAAGACAAGAAGCAGUUCUAAGUGAUCGCACUAUAGAUCAUAACGUACCAGUCUGGGAACAAGAAAAGAACUCGGGUGGCAGGUAGAAAAAGUUUAAAGGGAUAAAUACAGUCUUGGAAAUUUGCUGGGACAGUGACUUUCCAAUUAGUGAAAUAUAUUAUAUUAUACACAUGAUAAUUGUGAUGAUUUAGUGCCUUAUCUUGAUGGAAAACAGUGGAAUGUGCUAUGGAUAAUGGUGAUUAAGAUUAGCUAUUAUUUCUAGAUUUAUGUGUGACUCCAUAACAAAUUUGAUUUUUAAGUGUAAGGAUAUAUUAAUCUAAGAAAGUAAGGAAUUAAUUAUUUACUUUUAAUAUAUCUCAGCUCUACGGAAGUGUGAUUUAAUAGUGAUGAAGAUUAUUAAUUUCCAGUGGAGCGUAAGAAUAAUUUUGUUUGCUUAAUGUAUGUAUUAGUUAAGCAUUUUCUAGAAUAGGUUUUUUGCUUGAUUUAGUCACUGUUUAAUGAUAUUAAUUUAGUAUUAUAAUUGUUUGAUUAAGUAUAAUUGCUAAUUGCUUGGUGUUAAUAUUCUAAUUGCCUGGUUUAAGUAACUCAUCUUAAUGAGAUAUAAUUUCGCUAUUUUAAUGCACUUUAUUUACUAAAGAGCCGAAACAAUUAUUUUUAUGAUUUCAGUAAAAUAAUGUGAAAAUGAAAUGUGAAAAAGGAAUUCUUUUACUUAUUGUUUAUAGUUAUUAUAAAUAUUGAUAUUGCCUGUGCUAAUUUCAUGAUUAAUAACAGCCUGCUUAAGUUGAAAAUGAUAUUGUUGUUUGCAUGUUAGCAUUUAGAGUAAAGUGACAAGCUACUUGUUAAAAUUACUAGAUGGAUAUUCAAGGUGGUAAAGUUAUUGUCUUGGAUUAUAAGGAACACAGCUGUUUAUGCACUAUUUUCUCUCUCUCUGGUUGCCCUAUCCGAUACGGGCGUUGGUAACCAUGGAUCUCCACGAAGCUCUAUCCUUAGUAGGCAGCAGCAACUCGAUUUUACCUAAAUUAAGACACUUGCUUAGGCUACUGAUGCAAGUUAAUCUUGGGUCUUCCUCUACUGAGCUUUCCUUCAAGUUUUCCUGUUUGUACCACAUUUUCUCGCGUAUCUCUUUGCCCAUGUCCCAAAAAAACUCAACUGUCUCUGUUUGAUGGUUAUCAUUAUACUUCUUUCUGCUUUUGCUCAUUUCAAGGCUUCUUCGUUUGCUACAUGUUCUGUCCAGGUUAUUCUUAACAUUCUCCUGUAGAACCCUAUCUCCGUAGACUUUAAUUUAUUUUCCAUUGUUAGCGAAAUAGUCCAGCAUUCACUUCCAUAGAGAAGGAUAGAAUGCAUGCUCCUUUUCCUAUCUUUCCUAGUUUUUGAAAGGAAUUCUUUGCCAUGGAAAUUCUUCUCAUUAUCUCUGUGUCACAUUUGCCAUCCGAUGUUAUCCUGCUUCCUAAAUAAUUAAACUUUUCCACUUGUUUUAUUCUGUCUUGUCCCACCUGAACUUCGCACUUUGGCGUUUCUUUUCCUUUUCUAAUCACCAUGCAUUCUGUUUUCUUAACAUUUAUUGUCAAACCUCUUUUUCGCUUUCUCUUGUAUUAUUGGCAUAUCAAUUUAUGUGAUUGGCUUUGCAAUUUAACUAUAUAAUAUCUUUUGAUUAAUAAAUAUUAUUUUUAAAGGGUUGUUAGCUUUUCUUCAUGUUUAUCUUAACUAAUUGAUAUAAAUUUGAUGAGUUAAAUCUGUGAGAUAAAUAUGGCAAAUAUUCGUUCAGUCUGACUGUUUGUUUAGAUCUUUCCUUCCUCACUUUCUUGUUUUGUUGUGUUUUAUUUCUUAUAUGUGUCUUCUUUUCUUGAAGGUAUGUUAUUGAAGGCUGUUGUAUUUAUUUCAAAGUAGGUUGAUGCACUAGAGUUUUACGGUUAAGAUAUUGUUGUAAAGGAACAGUCUAUCUGUUCUGAAAUUUAGACUUGAAUCCAAAAAGAAAUACUAAGAAUUGUAUUCAAAGAAUGUGACAUACUAAACCCUUUUUAGCAGUAAAUUUAUCUAUGUGUGACUGAUUAGAACAAUUUUGUGCUACAACUCAAGCAAGAAGCCAAUAUUUAUAGCCCCAAUAGUAUAUCAGUCUAGGAAUAUAAGUGCCCAACAUUAAUGAUUUAUCCAAACAUUGGGUAUAUACCUUGGAGUUGAUAAAGAGAUGCAAUAAAGACCCAUUUUUUUCGCCUUUA